This is a messenger RNA of Zingiber officinale, 942 nucleotides long. Its product is annotated as B3 domain-containing protein Os06g0107800-like. NCBI's taxonomy places the organism in Eukaryota, Viridiplantae, Streptophyta, Magnoliopsida, Zingiberales, Zingiberaceae. Gene Ontology annotation, molecular function: DNA-binding transcription factor activity; DNA binding. Bases 86 to 769 code for a protein of 227 amino acids. The transcript has a single exon. The record is from RefSeq and is a predicted model, not a curated record.
UUCACACCUUUAACUUGUGCUCUUCCUCCUCCUCUCUUUUCAUAUCUCCUCUCCCUUCUCUGCAAUUCCUCAACCAUUUCUCAACAUGGAGAGCGAUACUAACUGCAGGGAGUUGAUGUUCGAGAAGGUGGUGACGCCGAGCGACGUCGGGAAGCUUAACCGGCUGGUGAUCCCAAAGCAGCAGGCAGAGAGGCAUUUCCCGGCGCCGGCAUCGGCUGGUUCCGAGACCACUAAGGGGGUGUUGCUGAGCUUCGAGGACGCUCGUACCGGCCGCGCCUGGCGCUUCCGCUACUCCUACUGGGGCAGCAGCCAGAGCUACGUCAUCACCAAAGGAUGGAGCCGCUUCGUCAAGGACAAAAACCUCCUCGCCGGAGACACCGUCUCCUUCGCGCGCAACCACCAACUCUUCUUCAUCGACUGCAGGCGCCAGAAGCGCACGAAUAAUGUUAAUUGCUAUGUCAAUUGUUGCGACAAUUACAGGCCGCUCAUCAGAGCUUUCUCUUUCUCUUUCCCUCCCCUUCAGCCGCUCCCGUGGAGCUACUUACGACUGCCGCCGCUGCCGCCGCCGGCAGGGCAAGUGCAGGGGAUCAAUUCUGUCGGGCAUUUCUACGAACAGGUGGCUGGCGGCAGCGGCCGAGCGAAACGAGUCAGGCUCUUCGGAGUCAACUUGGACUGCUGUUCUGAAUCAGCCGGCAUUAAGGAGACGACUCCGGCGGGAUUGCGGUUGCCGGCGGCGUCAAUGAUUAGGGAUAAAAGUCCUCAACUUUAGAUCUCUACGUGCGACCAAAGAAUACAUGGAUGGAUGUGUACUAUAAGUAUUUAUUAAACAGCUUAUGAUUCCUGUUUAUGUACUCAUAUAUAAUUAAUUUCAAUAUUCUAUGAAGUUGUAAGCAUAAUUUGUUUAAUUUACAUCUACCAUAUCAUUAAUGAUUUGCUGAUCAA